AUGCGUCUGGAACAAAUUUCCGGGGAACAUAUACGCGUACUUUGCAAAAUCUUGCUCCGUCUGUCCCGAAAUGACAUAUGCUAUUAUGUGUGUACCUUACUCUUUCGCUCUUGUGUGUUGUCUCUUUUAAUGGCCUCCGCCGUCCCCGCAUACGUGCUCGCGCUGUCUUUCUCUGUACACAGACACACACACUUCCCACUGUACGACACUUCUCCAGGUUUAACACCGUCCGUCCGUCCACCACCGGAAAAGAUCUGUGGGCGAGCCAGCCGGAAAAAAGUGUCGUCUCUCUUCUCUCCGUCCGUGCUCGGCCGCUCCCCGUUUCACCUUUCCUGUAAUAUGUCCGGAGAAAAAGUGGGAAAAAAUAUUAUUAUGAUAUUCCAUUGUCGAAAAAAUAAAGUAUUAUGUUAUGUUAUGUUAUGUUAUUAUUUAUUUUUUCUUUCCUUCCGUUUUCUUUCUUGCUUUCAUCACAUCUCAAUAGUAUCAUGA
Messenger RNA from Huiozyma naganishii CBS 8797, 489 nucleotides. RefSeq lists its product as uncharacterized. Lineage: Eukaryota; Fungi; Ascomycota; Saccharomycetes; Saccharomycetales; Saccharomycetaceae. The transcript has a single exon. The record is from RefSeq and is a predicted model, not a curated record. Bases 1 to 489 code for a protein of 162 amino acids.